This is a messenger RNA of Mesoplodon densirostris (Blainville's beaked whale), 726 nucleotides long. RefSeq names its product glutathione S-transferase theta-4. The coding region runs from base 1 to 726 and encodes 241 amino acids. Gene Ontology annotation, cellular component: cytoplasm. Gene Ontology annotation, molecular function: glutathione transferase activity. The transcript has 5 exons. Lineage: Eukaryota; Metazoa; Chordata; Mammalia; Artiodactyla; Ziphiidae. The record is from RefSeq and is a predicted model, not a curated record. Gene Ontology annotation, biological process: glutathione metabolic process.
AUGGGCCUGGAGCUCUACCUAGACCUGCUGUCUGCGUCGUGCCGCGCUGUCUACAUCUUCGCCAGGAAGAACGGCAUCCCUUUCGACUUCCAGUUUGUGGAUCUGCUGAAAGGUCACCACCACAGCAAGGAGUACAUUGAGAUCAACCCCCCGAGGAAGCUGCCCAGUCUCAAAGAUGGAAAAUUUGUCUUAUCCGAAAGUGUGGCCAUCCUUUUCUACCUGUGCCGCAAGUACAGUGCGCCCUCGCACUGGUACCCGCCAGACCUGCACACGCGCGCCUGUGUGGACAAGUUCAUGGCCUGGCAACACACAGCCAUUCAGCUGCCCAUGAACAAGAUACUCUGGAUCAAGCUGCUGAUCCCGAUGAUCACGGGUGAGGAAGUUCCAGCUGAGAAGACAGAGCAGAUGCUGGCAGAGGUGAAGAACAACUUGAAGCUCUUCGAGGAAAAGUUUCUGCAGGAGAAGAUGUUCGUCACCGGGGACAACAUCUCCCUGGCCGACUUGGUAGCCCUGGUGGAGAUGAUGCAGCCCAUGGCGGGCAACAAUAACAUCUUCCUCAAUAGCUCCAAGCUGGCCGAGUGGCGCGUGAGGGUGGAGCUGGCCAUCGGCUCCGGCCUCUUCUGGGAGGCCCACGACCGGCUGGUGAAGUUGGCGGAGUGGGACUGCUCCACGCUGGAUCCGAUGGUCAAGGAGAGGAUCUGCGAUUUGCUGCAGAAGUUCAAGUAG